Cydia strobilella is the source of this 2433-nucleotide messenger RNA. RefSeq lists its product as uncharacterized. Lineage: Eukaryota; Metazoa; Arthropoda; Insecta; Lepidoptera; Tortricidae. The coding region runs from base 198 to 1517 and encodes 439 amino acids. The record is from RefSeq and is a predicted model, not a curated record. The transcript has 3 exons.
UAUUUCAUCGCUUCAUUCUCGAUAUAAUGUUUUAACAGGUAGUCCCUUAAACCUACAGGCAACUAGCACGCUUUUAGAGUACUUCAUUUGAUUCAAAAUCGGUAUUAGUAGUUCCGGCGGCCGCCACCCGUUGGUGGGGCGCAGCCGUAGACUCCAUUCCUUAUUCGUGCACGGCAACGAGCGCACGCGCUAAAAUCAUGCCUAAGCGUACUAUCGACGAACGAAUUAGUGAAUAUCACAAAAAAAUAGAACAGUUACAACGAAAGAGAAAUAAAGAACCAUCUUAUAAACGGAUUCGUGUAAUUCAGUCCUCAUCUGACGAGGACAAUGAACAAGAUACAAAUAUCGUUGUCCAGCGUCCUCUAACGGACCGAAUUAAUCGAGAAGGCAGCGUGACUGAACCUUUUCAACCUGAGGGGCACCAGUGCUCUCAACCAUUACCAAUGCAUGACCUCGAGGCGGAUUCUCGCCAAAACACUGAAGGACAUGAGAUAGCCGAGCCGGAGGUGGAGCAAAGUGCUCCUAUGCCCGAUGAAACCGCACAAGCAUCCGCGGAGACACCGGUAGAACCGAACCUACUUAUGGCUUUGGGCGAGUCCACAGACGAUAUACCUGAAUUUGGUAAACCAAUACAUGACAGUUUAGCUAGUCUGUGGUUACCUUUACUAAAAAAGGGUCUGCCCAAAGAAAACAAAGAAAAACUUUUAAAAAGUUAUUUAGUACCCGAAAAUUGCAAGCUUCUGCAGUCUCCAAAACUUAACGCAGAGAUCUCUGCUGCAGUAUCUGAAAUAGUCAGAGGGCGCGAUAAAAAACUGUCUGGUUUUCAACAACAGCUUGGCGCAGGCAUUACUGCACUCAAUAAGGGUAUGGAGAUCCUACUAAAUUGCGACAAUAAAGCCCAGGCUUUGACUCAUUUCAGUGACAGCUGUCGAAUUUUGACAGAUCUCCACUGCGCUUCGACCAAGGAUAGAAUAAAAUUGCUAACCCCUAGCCUGGAAAAGAACAUCCUACAUGUAAUCCAAGAUUCCGAAAGAGACGAUACUCUUUUUGGUAACGUUCUGUCAGAAAAAAUCAAGGCAAGCAAAGCCAUUCAAAGACAAGGUCAACAGCAUACCAACCCUCUACUUCCGGAUUUCGUCAGUCGACGGCAAACCGCUAUUUCCCGCCGGGAAACUGGAGGGGUCCACCUCGCUACUCCUACCCGAACAGCAGAGGUGGACGAGGCAGCCAGACGAGGAUGGCAACGCCCAGGAGGUCGUACAAUUACAGCACAACUCCACCGGCAGCGAAACCUGUCCCUCAGACCAGGCCUCGUGCUCCAACUCAACAGUAAACCAGGGACCACCACCCCCUGCAUGCCAGCCUUACCCUGGGUGCCGCGAGGCUUUGCGGGCGGCGUUCGUCAAGCGGGGAACCCCACUCGAGGCAGUGCCUUUAAUGUUAGCCUCAUUGGCUCAGAAUACUUUAAGUCAAUAUGGCGUAACCAUAAAACUUUGGUGGGAAUAUUGCACUUCUAAAAAUAUUGACGUCUAUCAUCUGGCAAUACCCGAGGUACUUUCGUUUUUAACGGAACUAUUUAAUAAGGGUUGUUCGUAUGGUUCAUUAAAUAGCCACCGUUCGGCGCUAUCCUUGCUGCUUGGCAGCGAGAUAGGUACUGAUAACUGUGUGAAAAGACUUUUAAAAGGGGCAUUUAAAUUAAAGCCCAUGACACCAAAAUAUAAAUCCACCUGGGAUCCUCAGGUUGUACUAAAUCACGUUUCGUCUUGGUAUCCCAACUCCGAUAUACCCCUCGAAAAAAUCACUAAAAAAUUAGUUACUCUGUUAGCACUCUGUACAGCUCACAGAGUGUAAACCCUAUCCCUCAUAAAACUAGAACAUAUUACUGAAAUUUCAGAUGGAAUAAAAAUUGGCAUAGUUGACAUACUUAAAACUUCCGCUGUAGGCCGAGAACAACCCAUAUUAAAUUUGCCAUUUUUCCGAGAAAAAUUAAGUAUCUGCCCAGCUACGACCCUUAAGGAUUAUAUUUUCGUCACGAAAAAUUUAAGGGUUGGUAGCACGGGAACCCUUUUCCUGACAUAUAAGCGACCUCACAAGGCCGCCAGCAGUCAAACCCUAAGUAGGUGGAUCAAACAAGUAUUGCAUGAAAGUGGCGUCGAUGUCAAUGUGUUUGGUGCCCACAGUACUCGCCACUCUGCUACUUCAACGGCUUUUGCGGCUGGAAUCAGCCUAGAUACGAUCAGAAAGGCGGCUGGCUGGACCAGCACCUCUAAAACCUUUGCCAAAUUCUAUAACCGACCAAUAAUCAAUUGUAAUGAUGAUUAUGAUUUCGCUAGAUCGAUCUUUUUCCCAGAAACCAAUGUCAGUGACAAUGAAGAUUCCUAGAUGUUAACUGUAGUGCAUAACUGCAUAUAAUAUAAUUUUGUGAUUAUUAGG